Messenger RNA from Trichechus manatus latirostris (Florida manatee), 2007 nucleotides. RefSeq names its product solute carrier family 35 member D2 (gene SLC35D2). The transcript has 12 exons. Gene Ontology annotation, molecular function: antiporter activity; UDP-N-acetylgalactosamine transmembrane transporter activity; UDP-glucuronate transmembrane transporter activity. Lineage: Eukaryota; Metazoa; Chordata; Mammalia; Sirenia; Trichechidae. The record is from RefSeq and is a predicted model, not a curated record. Gene Ontology annotation, cellular component: Golgi apparatus. The coding region runs from base 476 to 1300 and encodes 274 amino acids.
AUGAGUCGGAACCAACUUGAUGGCACCUAACAACAACAGUAAGACCCUAUUUAGAGAAGGGGUGAUUAUCCCUACUGUUUCUCCAUCCAACAGCCCAGUUUUGGUUUUUAAACCUGAAAAGAAUAAAUGACACCUCAUGAUGGAUUAUUUCAACCUUAAUGCUGCAGUCUCACUCAUUAAGGCCCGAUAUUAUACUCAAUAUUUCUGAAAUUGCUCACUAUCUAAUCAGUAACUGGUAAAAACUUUGGAGUCAUAGAUUUGGAUCAUAUGUUGUUUUUAAUGUCUAUUUCAACAGCCUUUCAGCUUCAAUUUGCCUUCACCUUCAAAGGGAAAUAAUAUGCCUUGGCCUGAUUACUCAUGGGAUAUCUCAGCAGCCUUCCCAUUGUACACAAUCUUUGCAGGCAAGAUCUUAACCACAUCCAACUUUCUCCAGUAGCACAGUUUUCCGUCACCAAUUGUUCUUGGAAUUGGACAGAUGGCAGCCACCAUAAUGAUACUGUACGUGUCCAAGCUAAAUAAAAUAAUUCACUUUCCUGAUUUCGACAAGAAAAUUGCUGUAAAGCUGUUUCCUCUGCCUCUCCUCUACGUUGGAAACCACAUAACUGGAUUAUCAAGCACAAGUAAAUUAAGCUUGCCGAUGUUUACUGUGCUCCGGAAGUUUACCAUUCCACUGACUUUGCUCCUGGAAACCAUCAUACUCAGGAAGCAGUAUUCAUUGAACAUCACUGUCAGUGUCUUUGCCAUCAUUCUUGGUGCUUUUAUAGCAGCUGGCUCUGACCUUGCUUUUAACUUGGAAGGCUAUAUUUUUGUGUUCCUGAAUGAUAUCUUCACAGCCGCAAAUGGAGUUUAUACCAAACAGAAAAUGGACCCAAAGGAACUGGGGAAAUACGGUGUGCUUUUCUACAAUGCCUGCUUUAUGAUUAUCCCAACACUUGUUAUUAGUGUCUCCACUGGGGACCUUCAACAGGCUACUGAAUUCAACCAAUGGAAGAAUGUUCUAUUUAUCAUACAGUUUCUUCUUUCCUGUUUUUUGGGGUUUCUGCUGAUGUACUCCACAGUUUUGUGCUGCUAUUACAACUCAGCUCUGACGACGGCGGUCGUGGGAGCCAUCAAGAAUGUAUCCAUUGCCUACAUUGGGAUGUUAGUUGGUGGAGACUACCUUUUCUCUGUGUUAAACUUUGUAGGGUUAAAUAUUUGCAUGGCAGGAGGUUUGAGAUAUUCCUUCUUAACGCUGCGCAGCCAAUCGAAACCAAAGCAGCUUGUGGAUGAAGAAAGCAUUCCUCUGGAUUUGAAGAGCUAGAAUCUGUGACUUGCAGACAGGGGUCAGGGAGACAUUUCCAGACAUAUGAAUGUGAAGCUAGACAUUUUGGAGGGGGGACAUACAUUCCUCUUGGUUAAAGCACAAAUAGAAAUGUCUAAAAAUGCAAAGAGAAUCUACCUCACAUGCCACUGUAUAAUGAACCAUCAUUGGUCCUGAGAAAUGUAUCUGUGCAAAGCCUUAGUGAAUGUUUUCAACAUAUGCCAUUAGUUAAAGGGAUUUUUUUCCAAAGAGAGAUUUCGUGGAUUUCUAGACCAGUUGUUUUCUUUGUCACAUGAGACACGCAAAACACUGUCUGAAGUGCUUAUCUACACAUCUGGGCCUCCCCUUGGUCAGCAGCUUUGUGCUUUAUGAGGUGGCAAAGUGUUGAUGCGGUAAUGGUGAUUAUUUUCUUAUCAGCAACUUUGCCUUAAGUUCAAAGGUCCCAGCCAAAGCAACGUGCCAGUGAAAAAAAUUUUUUUUUAGUUAAACAGACAUUUCUUUAUUUUAAUACAAUUAGCAAAUUAACUGCCUCUAAAGUUAUUUGCUAGCUUUCAUUUAAUCUUGUAUGUUGGUAUCUUUUCUUAAUCAUCAAAGUAAAAUAAAAAAUAAUUUAUAUGGCUACAUCAUGUUGUUGUUAGCUGCCAUAGAGUCAGCACCUGACUCAUGGGAUCAGACUAUUGUGAUCCUCAGGGUUUUCAUUGACUAAC